Aspergillus ruber CBS 135680 is the source of this 387-nucleotide messenger RNA. RefSeq lists its product as uncharacterized. The transcript has a single exon. Bases 48 to 323 code for a protein of 91 amino acids. Lineage: Eukaryota; Fungi; Ascomycota; Eurotiomycetes; Eurotiales; Aspergillaceae. The record is from RefSeq and is a predicted model, not a curated record.
UUCCAAGCAUCACCUCCCUGUGCGGCUACCAGCCGAAGCCUGUGUACAUGUCAAUGCGAACAUUCAGCCAUGUACACCAUCAAGCUCUCAAUCUCAACCACUAUACAUAUCUGCAUCAGAAAAGAGUACAUAUCAAGAAAAUCUUGAGCAUGGGACAGUAUCUUCCCAUGAUCCAGCGCCUCAUAUCUCAGAUUCAGAUCCAAUUCUCCGCUGCGAUCUUCAAGACAAUACUGGUAUCCCAAUCAAGCCUCCCGCCUUUCGGGAAGAUGUUCCAGAGAAUGGUCUAUCUUUUCCCAGUAUAUCCAGCUCGAAUGACAAUAUAGAAGAUUUCUUCAGGUUUGCCAAUACUCAGUAAGACAUUCUAAUUGACCCGGUAAUCCUUGCCGA